ACUGCGAUUGGUCACACUAUGCCGGCUUUCUGAAAGUUUGCGGCGUUGGAGUUGUUUUUAAUUUACAAAUUGCCGAAUAAUAUGCAAAAUGUAUCCCGUGAGCUCACAGAAGAGGUCCUGGACAUUCGCCAACGAGGGUCAGCUGAUGGACUUCCGCGUGGAGCAGAACAACAAGUACAUCGAGAGCCAUGAGGAGGAGGCACAGGGCCGCGACCUCGAGGAGCACUUCCUCACCCCGACGGAGGAGCGCCUGUUGCUGAAGCAGUACGAGAUUUACCUCUUCGACUUCUGCCGUCGCUUCGAUCCUCCGAUGCCCAAGUGCGUGGUGGGCACGGCCUUCCACUACUUCAAACGAUUCUACCUGAACAACACGCUGGACUAUCAUCCCAAGGAGAUUCUAGCCACAUGUGUGUUUGUCGCCUGCAAAGUGGAGGAGUUCAACGUAUCUAUCAACCAAUUCGUCAACAACAUCAAGGGCGAUAGGAACAAGGCCACGGACAUAGUGCUGUCAAAUGAACUACUCCUGAUUGGUCAGCUCAACUAUUACCUCACCAUACACAAUCCAUUCAGACCGAUCGAAGGGUUCCUAAUAGAUAUAAAAACCCGGAGCAAUAUGCAAAAUCCUGAGCGGUUGCGCCCACACAUUGAUAGCUUCAUUGACUCCACUUUCUACACGGAUGCCUGUCUUCUGCACACACCCUCGCAGAUUGCAUUGGCUGCCGUUCUUCACGCUGCCAGCAGGGAACAGGAGAAUCUUGAUAGCUAUGUGACGGAUCUUCUAUUCGUUUCCGCCAGAGAUAAGUUGCCCGGCCUCAUCGAUGCCGUGAGAAAAAUCCGUAUUAUGGUAAAGCAAUAUCAGCAACCUGAUCGGGACAAGGUUAAGGCCAUUGAAAAGAAGCUGGAUAAGUGCCGCAAUCAGGCAAACAAUCCGGAUAGCGAACUGUAUAAGGAGCGUUUGCGUCGAUUGUACACCGAUGAGGAUGACAUGCCUGCCGAAGAUGCCUCGUUCCACAUUGCCGAUGUGAGUUCGGAUACAUCUGCAAUGAAUAUAAGCCAAUAGUUUUAUAAAUAUUUACUAUCGUGAUUGAAGCUGUUAUAUUAUAUGGAUUUCAUGAUAUUAAAGUAUCACGGUUUAUUUAAUUUA
Messenger RNA from Drosophila suzukii, 1144 nucleotides. It is a transcript of the gene CycH, whose product is annotated as cyclin H. The record is from RefSeq and is a predicted model, not a curated record. Gene Ontology annotation, biological process: DNA-templated transcription; regulation of cyclin-dependent protein serine/threonine kinase activity; regulation of transcription by RNA polymerase II. Gene Ontology annotation, molecular function: cyclin-dependent protein serine/threonine kinase regulator activity. Gene Ontology annotation, cellular component: nucleus; transcription factor TFIIK complex. NCBI's taxonomy places the organism in Eukaryota, Metazoa, Arthropoda, Insecta, Diptera, Drosophilidae.